Molecule: messenger RNA, 102 nt
Organism: Colletotrichum abscissum
Lineage: Eukaryota; Fungi; Ascomycota; Sordariomycetes; Glomerellales; Glomerellaceae
Exons: 1
Coding region: 1-102 (33 amino acids)
Source: RefSeq, a predicted model, not a curated record
AUGCGCAUGCUGCUAUACAUUACAACACAACACGGCAGUCAAAAACCCGAGCCCACGAACCCACGGGAAGCGAGACCAAGGCAGCGGGUAAAAGGGCUUUAA